Messenger RNA from Rhododendron vialii, 1665 nucleotides. RefSeq lists its product as uncharacterized. NCBI's taxonomy places the organism in Eukaryota, Viridiplantae, Streptophyta, Magnoliopsida, Ericales, Ericaceae. The coding region runs from base 167 to 1288 and encodes 373 amino acids. The transcript has 7 exons. The record is from RefSeq and is a predicted model, not a curated record.
AAUUUUCUGCCCGGUGAAUAUUUAAGUCGGCCAACCUUUAUUAUCAGAAAACCCUCUCAUCAAUUCAGUUGGGCGUUUUGUUUCCUGUCCAAUAUCAUCUCUCGGAAUUUCCAUUUCUCAAUCGGAGAAGUUGUUUUCCAGGGAUUAAGGAACCGGUACCUGGAAAAUGCAGGGGAACAGAGGAGGCGGGGAUCCAUUUUUCGGUUUUGGUGACCCAUUUGCUGGCUUUGGGGGGUUUAAUGGCUUUUCAGGUCAUAGGAGUUUGAUGUCCAAUUUCUUUGGAGGAAGGGAUCCUUUUGAUGACCCUUUCUUCACUCGCCCAUUCGGAGGCAUGUUUGAGUCUGGCCAUUUUGGCCAUCCUGGGAAUCCUUUUACAGAUGCGCAUGCAUCUGGAUUUCUUGAACAUCAAGUCCCCCAGCCUGGCUAUCCUGGGAAUCCUUCUACAGAUGCGCAUGCAUCUGGAUUUCUUGAACAUCAAGUCCUCCAGCGGGCCCAGCCCAGUAGGCUGAGGGGGCCAAUUAUUGAAGAACUGAACUCCGAUGAUGAAAAAGAAGCUCAGCAGGAGAAGAAAGACAAUCCAAGAAAGCACAGCAGAUCAAGCAAAGAACCUUAUGUGGAGGUCCCGGAUGAUGAAGCUGAAGGGAGAAAGAGUAAGCAAAUACAGUACAGGAAUGAUUUCAGCAGGCCAAGCAAUACGUAUUCACAACCCCAAACUCAUAGCUUCAGCUUUCAGAGCUCCAGUGUUACUUAUGGUGGUGAAAAUGGAGCAUAUUACACCUCAUCUAGGACUAGGAGGACAGGGAGUGACGGAUUGACAAUUGAAGAAAGGAAAGCAGCUGAUACGGCUAGUCGUCAAGCUUCUCAUCAGAUCUUCAGGGGAAUUCACGAGAAGGGUCAUACAGUUGCAAGGAAACUAAAUUCUGAUGGCCGGGUGGACACAAGGCAGACCCUGCACAACCUUAACGAAGAGGAGCUGUCUGGUUUUGAAGAAGUUUGGAAGGGAAGUGCAAGAAAGCAUCUACCCGGUUGGAGUGAGGGGUUCAAUCUGCAGGAUGGUAUAAGUGGACAAAAUGGGCAGGCAAGUGGGGGUGGCUGGGCACUCCCUUCGACUGAGCAGCCUCAGCACUCAGAGAAUGUGCCAUCAGAUAUUGGUGAGAGAGAAGGUGCUUCACGUCCACAGCAUUCAGGGAGGAUGAAAGCAGGUGUUGGAGAUAGGUCAGGUUCUUCUCGUGGGAGAUCUAGAUCAGGUUCUGCUGCUGCUAACGUGGAUCGUGUUAGGAAGCAUUGAGCAGUUCAUGUCAUUCCACCACUCUUUUUCAUGCAGUCCCUGUAGUUUUUGAGUUGUCAUUUCGUACGUACCCAAAAGUUUAUGUUGUUAACGGGCGCUUAAUGCGUUUCACGUUUUAGUUUGGUUUGUUUAAUAUGGUUCUGGGAGAUUCUGUUCUCUAUGGGUGUCUGUCUUUUGAUGACAUCUUUAAUGUAGGCGUUGCUUAAGCGCUGGCGUCCUAAGUCCAGCUGAAAUCCUUAAAUAUUAUACUUUUCAGCCGUGUGGCUUCGUUUUGAACUGGGAUAAUUACAUGAAAGAAUCACAAUGUGCUGCUGCUUUUCAUUGUAGCAGAAAUGCUUGCUCUGUUUAUAUCUCAGUUUGGAUCGAAUUACUACAAA